CUCAAAAUAUGAUAUUUUGUUAUGAAUAUUUCAUUGCCUAUAAUUGUUUUACAUGCAGGUUUUUAGUGAUCCAGUAAUCUUACUGAGCUCUGGUCUGAGCUCGCAGUUGACAAUUUCACAUCCUUAGCACUAAAGUGCCGUUUACACGCUGCAACAAACUGGCUUGCACAAGCCAAUCAUUAAGUGCCGUUUACACGCUCAAGCCAUUUGCACAAGCCCGAUCGCUCAGGCAAAUCGUUACUGGAUACUUUUGCAUCGCAACAAGUCGAUUGCUGCGCUACAUUUGUUGCCGUGCUGUGUUCACUAGACGGCGAGUUGCACGCUACUUACUAUACGCAACAUUGUAUCAUGUAUCUGUGCUACAAAUGUUGCGCGACUCGUGUUCACUAGAAUACCUAAGCAGCGCAAUAAUUUUGUAUCUGCACAAACUUUUCCGUACUCGUUUCAGUCGAUCUCUUUCGGUUUGAAAAUGUCGAGAAAACUUGCUGCUGCUCUAAUUGUGCUUUCAACUAUAAAAAUACGAAGACUUGCUAAAAAAAGGAAAAUAUGAGUUCCCGAGUGGAUAGCGAGAAGAACUGAACUAGGGGAUAAACAAUUAAUGAAAUAAUUAUGACAUGAAGAUCCGGGAUGUUACAAAAAUCUUUUACGUGUGUCUGCAGCAGAUUUUGAUUAUACGGGGUGAUUCACAACCUUAUGGACACAGAGCAGGGGCGUGCAGGUCAACUAUGAUAGACAAAAGACACCCACUCACCAAAUCCUACGCACCAUCCCUCAACAGAUUAAAAGAAGCUGAAAAGUCUCAUCUAGUAGAACAUUACUAUAUGAUUCACCCCUUCAGCAUGUUCAGCUUUUACUUUAACAUGCUAGUGGUGGUGAUACUAAUAAUGCAUUUCAUUGCUGCACCAGUAGUUUAUCCCCUUUUGGAAAGCAAUUGGAUAAUCAAUGUAAUCUUGCUUCCAGUAAAUCUUGUCUUUAUAUCCCUGAUAAUUAUAACAUUCAGUACUGGAUGCUACGACGAAACCCACAACGUAGUAAUUAUGAAAACGGGAUAUGUAGCGGCACGCUACCUGCGCACAUAUUUUAUAUUCGACAUUCUUUCAUUUCUGCCUCAAAUAUUACGAUUCUCUCGAAUGGAUGAAGCGCUUCAGAGGAAAUCGUUCCACAUGACCACGCCAAUAUUGGUCAUUCUCAGAUAUUUCAGGUACUUUUGGUGUCUGAAAGUCCUGCAAAAUCUUCGCUUAUACUAUGGCUUCAGUACCUUCACCUAUAAAGCGGUGAAGUUAAUACUCCAUAUUACAGUUGGACUGGUUCUUUGCAUCUACAUUUCCUUUUCAUUUUUGACUGAUGUACCUAAUCACUCAGGAGGAGUAUUCCUCAAACAUUCAGAAGCCACUUUAAAAAUGUUGAUGCUGGUUAGUAACGGCCACCACAACAAGGAAUACUUAGCGGAAUUGAUUCUUUCCAAUACGUUCAUCUUGCUCGGCUUCGUCCUACACUUGGCCAUUCUGGUAGAGACGACACAAAUUUGGUCGAAGUAUUUUAAUGCUGGAAACCAACAAAUUACUGUGUAUGAUUCGGUAAAUGCGUAUAUGCGAUAUAAGGCGUUGCCCAUGACUCUUCGGAAGAGGAUUUAUCUAUAUCUAGAAUUCAAGUAUCAGGGCCAUUUUUAUAAAGAGUCAGUAAUAAAAAAAGCAACAUCAAACUUUCUGAGAAGAGAAAUCCUGCUGGCCGCUACUAAGAAAAACAUCAGAAACAUCGACAUGUUUGGCAAGUUUCCUGCAAAUUUAUUGAAAAGGAUCCGCUCGCAUUUGGUAUCAGAAAUAUUUUUGCCUGGUGACAUUAUCAUUAGGGCUGGUAAUGCAGGUCAGUGUAUGUUUAUUCUGUUAGCCGGAACAGUUGUGGUUACAACGUCAGAAGAUCGAGCAGUGUGUUAUUUGCGGGAUGGAAGUCAUUUCGGAGAAGUAGCCUUAGCUUUCAAUUUAUUCCGAAAUGGAAAUGUAACUGCGGUCACUCCUUGCGAAAUUUACAAACUAGAUCGACACAGUUUCUGGACAAUUAUGGCGAAACAUCCAGAUUUAUGGAAAAUGGUUCAAAACAAGGCAGCUGAUCAACUGGUGAGAGCAGGGGAUGCAGCAAAUAUUGUUGAUACUAAACAAGGUAAAAUUAAAAUUAAGUUGAUUUGGAAAUACGGUAAUUUAUUUCGUUAUUUUGGCUAGACCCCUAAAAGAAUGAUAUCUGAAGAAUCCGAAGGUUUUUCGAGCGUUAGUUACCUAGUUUAGUUACAACUUAUUGCAAUUGUCGCUUAUUAAAAAAAAUAUUGCUUAGAAUUACGAUAUAAUUAAGCGUGUAGUUCAGAAUAAUUGAUAUAAUUUAGUAUUAGUUAUUUGCACACAAAAUAGAAAAUUUUCGAUUUUCGAACUAAUGCACAUUUAACAUUUAUGUUACAUAGUAGAUUAGCUAAGUAGUUUCAACAUAUUUAAUUAAUAUCCAGCAAAAAUGAUUAACUUAACACGUUUUAUAAAAGUGCUAGUGAAUAUAGAGCGUUUUUAAAAAAAUAGUUGAAAUAAGUCAAGUGGUUUUAUAUGCAACAUUAGUCAGAAUUCGGUGAAUUAUGUAUGCACAAUAAAACAAGAUCGAAAAUUCUUCGUUACGAAAGCGCAGAGUGUUUUAUCACUUUCUAGUUUAUUCCGAAACAAACUUAUCUUUUCAUAUUUUAUUGCGCGACUAUUCUUUUCCAUAUUUUCAUCUAUUUACUGCAUUUUCAAUCUAACACUACUGCAGGCAAGAUUGUAUAAAGAGCUCAAAAUUGUGAAUAAACGAUUAGUGCAU
Messenger RNA from Dendroctonus ponderosae (mountain pine beetle), 2829 nucleotides. RefSeq names its product potassium/sodium hyperpolarization-activated cyclic nucleotide-gated channel 3. The transcript is spliced from 9 exons. Bases 615 to 2216 code for a protein of 533 amino acids. Lineage: Eukaryota; Metazoa; Arthropoda; Insecta; Coleoptera; Curculionidae. The record is from RefSeq and is a predicted model, not a curated record.